Messenger RNA from Aspergillus niger, 342 nucleotides. RefSeq lists its product as uncharacterized. The transcript has 2 exons. Lineage: Eukaryota; Fungi; Ascomycota; Eurotiomycetes; Eurotiales; Aspergillaceae. The record is from RefSeq and is a predicted model, not a curated record. The annotation marks the transcript as partial. Gene Ontology annotation, molecular function: oxidoreductase activity.
AUGACCAGCAUGUGCGGUCUAAAGGGGUACUCUGGAUUCAGCGUCUACUGCGCAACCAAGUUCGCUAUUGUGGGCUUCACGAAGGCGUUGGCGGUGGAGUUGGGACCGCGAGGGAUAAGGGUUAAUGCGGUUGCGCCAGGGCCGACGGAUACGCCUACGAUGGUGGGGAACGUUGAGGGAGAGGAGAAGAAUGAGGAGAUGGUCAAGGGGGUUGCGUUGGGGAGGUUGGGAAGGCCCGAGGAGGUUGCUGAUGUCGUGGGGUUUUUGUUUGGGGAUGAGGCGCGGAGGGAGGUGGUUAGGGUUAUGGUUGUGUUUAUGUUGGGGGGUUGUGGUUGGGGAUAG